UCUUGACCUUCGCAACUGAUUGAUUCACUCGCUUCUACGGUUGAACCAUGGCGCGAGGUACUUCUCAGUCUCAAACCGCCUCCUCCUCUGCCUCCUGUCCCGACAUCAUGGCUCCUCGCGGCUCUGCUGCUGCCACGGAUGGCUUGCGUCGCCGCCGUCUUGGAUCCUCUGCUUGCGGCUCUGCGUCUUUUGCUGUCGGUGGGCUUGGAGGAGGCAGCAGCAACAUGCUCCGAUUAUACACUGAUGAUGCACCAGGCCUGAAGAUCUCCCCCACUGUCGUCCUCGUGAUGAGCCUCUGCUUCAUUGGUUUCGUCACUGCUCUUCACGUUUUUUGGAAGCUUUAUCGCAGCAAUGUAGCUUCCGGACCCUAAACUGCUCAAUCGGGACAGAUGAGUCGCAAUCGGAGGAGGUGCCUGAUGUCUCGGAUCUUUGACUGUUUAUGACAUCGGUAAUACGAGAUGAUUGGUGAGAUGAUAGCUUGUAGCAAUUCAGCUACACGGACAAAAUACCCAGGUGAGUGUGUGUAUUAUUUCAUGAGUAUGAAUUUCAGUUCCAUAAAAAUUUAGAGGUAGAUGUGGUCAUAGGCUUGGCUCCUUGCUGCUACUCAUUGGAGAGAAUGCCAAAUUUGUAUCGAGUCUUAUAUAGUAAAUGAAUCAAAAUACUGUUUAAUAAAAAUUUAAUAAUUUUAAAAUGAAUUUUAAAGUUAAUAAGUUAUAAUAUAAAUUAAAUGUGUCAUCAAAUUUUAAAUAAUAAAUUUAGGUAUCUAUGUAUAAAUUUAACUUGUUGUUUAUAACAAAUUUGAUUUUUUGUGUUGGUUAAUUAAUUAGAGAGACUAAAUUAUUUUUAUGGUGAUGGGAAGAGUGAUAACCCAAAAAAGUAAAUAUCAUGGGGUUUUGUUUUUAUUUUUAGGAAGGAAAAUUCUCUAACAACAAUUGAUGUUACUUGAUCGAUUUCGAUUUACUUUUCUUUUCAAAUUAAAAAAAAAAAAAAAGAAGAAGUCCCUUCAAUUUG
Messenger RNA from Manihot esculenta (cassava), 1011 nucleotides. RefSeq names its product protein transport protein Sec61 subunit beta. Gene Ontology annotation, cellular component: Sec61 translocon complex. Lineage: Eukaryota; Viridiplantae; Streptophyta; Magnoliopsida; Malpighiales; Euphorbiaceae. The record is from RefSeq and is a predicted model, not a curated record. Gene Ontology annotation, biological process: intracellular protein transport.